Messenger RNA from Halichondria panicea, 4264 nucleotides. RefSeq names its product LIM domain kinase 1-like. The record is from RefSeq and is a predicted model, not a curated record. The transcript has 6 exons. Gene Ontology annotation, molecular function: protein binding; protein serine/threonine kinase activity; ATP binding. Lineage: Eukaryota; Metazoa; Porifera; Demospongiae; Suberitida; Halichondriidae. Gene Ontology annotation, biological process: protein phosphorylation. The coding region runs from base 1659 to 4142 and encodes 827 amino acids.
AUUUGAGGCAUGCAAUCUUAAUGUAUCGUAUUCUACCAAGCUAUGCUACAAAAUUACGCCCACCCCCUCGCUAAUUUGCUUCAAGAAUACGCUCACUAUAGGAAAUGAUGCGACUUUGUCGCGUUGAGCUGUCAAGAAAAGGUUUCUAUAUUAAGUUCCCUACAGGUUCAGUUGUCCUACAGUCAGUGCUCUGAGGCUCCAGUGAAAAUGUCUUUGGGGCAAGCGAUAACUAUCAUUGGCAAGGUCUACUAUGGUGGAGGAAUCUGUGAUGACGAUGAUGACAUGUACUGUGUCCAUUGUUACAAUCCGCCACAAGACGUCUGGUCAGCUCUGCUCAAACUUCCUGUACGAUGGUUUGGUCUAGGAGAGGUCAAAGGUGAUCUGAUAGCAGUUGGUGGUAGGGAUUCAUCCUACUCUGCAUCCAACGUGGUACAUGUGUUUAACAAAGGAAGGAACUGGAAACGGACGAUCCCACCGAUGCCCACAGCAAGGACUUCACCAGCAGUCGUUAGUCUCCCAACGCAUCUUGUCGUAGCAGGAGGUCGGUUGGACUCUGGUACGUGUCUACACUGAUAAUUUUGAGAUCUACAACAUCAGCACCUCCCAGUGAAGCGAGACAGACAGACUACCGUAUGCUUGUUAUGACCAAAGAGGAAUUGUCUACAACAACACAGUGUACCUAAUGGGGGGAUAUGAUGGUAAUCAACUAAAGAAGGUGUGUGCUGCUCAAGUCGACAAGCUCAUCUCAACAGACCGACAGGAUGAUGGGAGUGCCAACAAAGCCAACUCUGUCUGGAAUACAAUAUCCAACACACAAUCUUACCGGCCUUCCCCUGUAACAAUAUCCGACACCCUCUUUUCUGUUGGUGGAGUGGAUAAUGGUGAAGCCACUCAAAGAAUCUAUGCCUACUCAUCCUCGAUGGACUCCUGGCUCUACGUUGGUGAUCUACCAUCUCCUAUAGCAUACGCUGCCACUGUGUCACUGUCUCCAACACAGUGCCUCGUGAUCGGUGGACGGAACAAAACAAAACAAUCAACUGUUCUUAAAAUGGUUAUCACCAAUUGUGUGCCAUAAUUCUUUUUGUAUGAGUGGGGCUAUUCAUGUGAGAUGUGUUAAAGAUUAGUAAUGCGUGGGUGGACCCAUUUGAAGGGGAGGGGCUGCUCAGAGCUGACCAGGUCUCAGUCAAGAUCACCAUUGGUCUUCUCCACACUCGGCCUGCUGGUACUAUAGCCACCCUCCCUGUGACUGUGUGGGGGGCAGACUGUGUCAGUUAGUAAUGUAUGUGUGGCCUACCGACAACAGGCAGUGUUGGGCUGCUCUCUGAUUGGUUACUUGGGAGCUGGUCUAGUGAUCAUUAGCAUCGAUAAAGUCAGUGGACCUGUCUCCACCACACUGCUUGAGGAACUGGACAAAAUAGUAAUCUGAAGCAUUUAUAGCUACUACACAUCAACUAGAGAUCAGAUGUGGUGCCAAUCUCUUUUGUCAUUUAAUAUUCAUUGCUGUGUUUACAAAAAUUUACAUUGACAUUAGGGGGAGGGGCUGACCUUGAGCUAGCUCAAAACCAAACACUGUAUACAGUAACCACUACAGUACCAACGCUCUUCCUAGACAGUAUUAAAGAUUCAGCUAAGCAAAGUCACACUAUAAACAAAGACAAAUGGCUGUAAAUCCACAAGCUUUCGAGCAGUUCACUCUGAGACAAAUUCGCAUCACUGAGAAUAAGCUUGGACAUGGUUCCUACGCUGUUGUCAUGGAGCUAGAGUAUCGAGGACUGAAAUGUGCCGGCAAGAAGCUUCACAGAGCUCUGUACGAAGCUGGAAUCGGGUAUGCAGCACGAAGGUAUCUGGAGGAGUGUCGCCUGCUCAGUCAAACUAGGCACCCCAACAUUGUACAGUUUCUGGGAGUCUGUUUUGAGGAAGGCUCUCAGCUCCCCAUCCUAGUCAUGGAGUUCCUCCCUACCAACUUGACCAGCUGUCUCGAACGCUACGGUAUUCUUCCCGAUGAGAUCAACUUCUCCAUCCUCCAUGACGUCUCACUGGGGCUGGUCUACCUCCAUGGCCAAACACCAAUUAUUGUGCACAGAGAUCUCUCAGCCAACAAUGUCCUCUUGUCCACCAACAUGACGGCAAAGAUAUCCGAUCUUGGGGUCGCUCGAAUAUUGAACCUGACCCCCCUUCAAGUGAGUCGAAUGACGGAGACCCCUGGUACCCCAGCGUACAUGCCCCCCGAAGUGAUGGUUGCCAACCCCCACUACAACACCAGUGUGGAUGUGUUCUCCUUUGGGAUCAUGAUGAUUCACACCUUCACAGCAGAGUGGCCACUACCAAGUAUCGGCCCCACCAGAAUCGAUCCUGCUAAUCCCAAUGGUUUGAUACCAGUGACGGAAGCUGAACGACGUAAAGAGUUUCUUCGAAAGAUUCCCCCAGACCACCCUCUGAUGGAUCUCAUCAUGCGCUGUCUCAGCAACAACUCUCAGCAAAGGCCUAGAGCAGUGGAGAUAGUGGGUCGGAUGGUGGGUGUGGUAAUUGAGUACCCUCCCUCCUUUGAGAACAGAGUGGAGAUGCUCCAGCGAGUGAGUGCCCUACUGACAGAGAAGAGAGAGCUUGAGGAGGAGGUUGUGAGGAAGGACUCGGCAAUCCAGGAGAAAGCAGGAGAGAACGAGGCACUGGCGGAGGAGAAAAGACGACAAGACGAAGAAAUUGAAAACACUGUCGAGCGUAUCCAGUUGGUGCACUCUGUGGAAAUUAAUCAGCUCAAAAUGGAUAAUGACAACCAUGUAACUGAACAUAGUGUAGAGAUAGAGGAUCUCAGAGUUGAAUUGGAGCUCAAAGAAGCAUUGGCUGCCACAAAAGAUGCACUAGUGACCUCUAAAGAUACUACCAUCGCUAGGUUAGAAACUCGAUGUAAGCAACUCACUGAAGAGGUGGAGCAACAAAUUGCCAACGUCGUCUACACUCACAACGAGCUUGUAUCUAAAGCUACGACAAUAGCUCAACUGGAAACAGAUGUAUCCAAUCUCACUGCACAAAUGGAACAGGAGCUAGCAGACAAAAACUAUAUUAUUGCUGACAAAGAUUCGACUAUCGCUCACAGAGAUUCGAUGCUUGCCUCCAAGGACGCUUCCCUUCAGAAGAAUAAAACCACCAUUCAGAGUUUAAACGACCAACUCACCAAAACCAGAGACUACCUGACCAGCAAACCACAGUCCCUACAGGUUCAGUUGUCCUACAGUCAGUGCUCUGAGGCUCCAGUGGAGAUGUCUGGUGGGCAAGCGGUAACCAUCAAUGGCAAGGUCUACUAUGGUGGAGGAGGCUGUGAUGAUGACGAGCACUGUGUCCACUGUUACGAUCCGCCACAAGACGUCUGGUCAACUCUGCCCAGACUUCCUGUAUACUAUUUUGGUCUAGGAGAGGUCAAAGGUGAACUGGUAGCAGUUGGUGGUGCAGAUUCAUCCAACUCUAUAUCCAACGUGGUACAUGUGUUUAACGAGGGAAGGAACUGGAAACAGAUGAUCCCACCCAUGCCCACAGCGAGGUUUUCACCAGCAGUCGUUAGUCUCCCAAAACAUCUGAUCGUAGCAGGAGGUCAGUUGGGGUAUACUGACUACACUGAUAAUGUUGAGAUCUACAACAUCAGCACCUCCCAGUGGAGCGAGACAGACAGACUACCGUAUGCUUGUUUUCAACAAAGAGGAAUUGUCUACAACAACACAGUGUACCUAAUGGGGGGAUUUGACGGCAAUAAUCUAAACAAGGUGUGUGCUGCUCAAGUCGACAAGCUCAUCUCAGCAGACCGACAGAAUGAUGGGAGUUCCAACAAAGCCGACUCUGUCUGGAAUGCAAUAUUCAGCACACCGUUUUACUGCCCCUCUCCUGUAACGAUAUCCGACACCCUAUUUGCUGUUGGUGGAGUGGAUAGUGAAGGUGGAGUGGAUAGUGAAGGUGAAGUCACUCAAAGGAUCUACGCCUACUCAUCCUCGAUGGACUCCUGGCUCUACGUUGGUGAUCUACCAUCUCCUAUAGCAUACGUUCCCGCUGUGUCACUGUCUCCAACAGAGUGCAUUUUGAUCGGAGGAGACGACGAAGACGUUGCGUAUCAAUCAACUGUUCUUAAACUUUCGCUCAAAAACGUUAUGAGAUAAACACUUGAGUUUCUGUGUCUUAUAAAAGUGUGAUUUUUAUAAUGGCUUGAGCAAACAAUACUGCUGUUGUGUCUGCAUGUGCUGAGUGGCUGAUAUUCAUAGAUUGUUAAUGUGAGAUGUGA